Molecule: messenger RNA, 1089 nt
Organism: Acanthosepion pharaonis
Lineage: Eukaryota; Metazoa; Mollusca; Cephalopoda; Sepiida; Sepiidae
Source: the annotation of a GenBank genome assembly
AUGAUUAGCGUUUAUAAAUUGUCUGACUUUUUUGUUACUUUUAUUCAUAUGUCCGGUUCUUUUUUUCUUUGUGAUUCAUUCAUCAUUCUUUCUUUCAUUCGUUCUUUCUUUCUUUCUUUUUUCAUUCUUUCUGUCUUUGUUAUUCCUUCAUCUUUCUUUCUUUCUUUGAGAUUCAUUCAUCUUUCUUUCAUUCGUCCUUUCUUUCUUUCUUUCUUUCUUUCUUUCUUUGUUAUUCAUUCAUUUAUUCAUCUUUCUUUCUUUCUUUCUUUUUUUGAGAUUCAUUCAUCUUUCUUUCUUUCGUUUGUCACACUUUCUCUCUUUCUUUGUGAUUCAUUCAUCUUUCUUUUUUUGAUUCAUCUUUCUUUCUUUCUUUCUUUCUUUCUUUCUUUCUUUCUUUCUUUCUUGUUGUUUUUGUUCAUACGCUGGGCAUCUUGCACUCUUUCUGUCAACUCUGUUUCUCUCUUACUCUCUCUCUCUCUUGCUCGCUCUUUCACUCUUUUGAUUAAUUUCUGUACCACUUCUUUUCUUUUCUACUGCCUCUUCACGUACAAUCUCUCUUUCUCUCACACAAUUUUUAAUGCCACCCUUUCUAUUACUUUCACUCUGUUUUUUUUUCUUUCAUUCUCUCUAUCACUUUAUCUCACCCCACUUCUCCUUUCUUAUCAUUUUCCCUCUCACUCCUUUAACUUAAUUUCUUUUUUUUUUUUACAUUUUCGCCCCUCUCUCACGUAUUAUAAUCUUUCACGUUCUGUCUCUUGUUCGCUCACUCUUCCCCCCUAUUUCUGUCACCCUCUCUUAUUCCAUUUCUCUCUCUCUCCCCCCUCUCUCUUAUAUUGUCACAUUUUCUCUCAAUUUCUCUCACUCCUUUCUUCUCUUUCUUUCUUUCUUUCUUUUUUCUUUCUUUCUUUCUUAUAUUAUUUUCUCUUUCUUUCUUUCUUUCUUUUUUUUUUCUUUCUUUCUUUCUUUCUUUCUUUUUCUGAGAUUAUUUUGCUGAUUCCUUUCUUUCUUAUAUUAUUUUCUUUUCUUUCUUUCUUUCUUUCUUUCUUUCUUUCUUUCUUUCUUUCUUUCUUUCUUUCUUUUACUCGCUGA